Molecule: messenger RNA, 1415 nt
Organism: Populus euphratica (Euphrates poplar)
Lineage: Eukaryota; Viridiplantae; Streptophyta; Magnoliopsida; Malpighiales; Salicaceae
Product: protein ODORANT1-like
Exons: 2
Coding region: 85-906 (273 amino acids)
Source: RefSeq, a predicted model, not a curated record
AAAGGUGGUGCGUGGAGCUUGGCUCUCCAGGAGUAAUUUUUUUUGGAAGCGAUCAUAUAGCAACUAGUGACUUGAACUAUAGUGAUGGGAAGACAACCUUGUUGCGACAAACUUGGUGUGAAGAAGGGCCCUUGGACAGCUGAGGAAGACAAGAAGUUGGUCAAUUUUAUUCUCACACAUGGCCAAUGUUGCUGGCGUGCUGUACCCAAGCUCGCCGGACUCCGCCGGUGUGGCAAGAGCUGCCGUCUUCGCUGGACUAAUUACCUCCGGCCUGACUUGAAGAGAGGCCUUCUUAAUGAGGAUGAGGAGAAACUUGUCAUUGAUCUCCAUGCCCGCCUUGGCAAUAGGUGGUCCAAAAUCGCUGCAAGAUUGCCGGGAAGAACAGAUAAUGAGAUCAAGAAUCAUUGGAAUACUCACAUCAAGAAAAAGCUUAUUAAGAUGGGAAUUGAUCCUGUUACACAUGGGUCUCUCAGUAAACAAGUGACCCCAAUAGAAAGUACAGUAUCUUGUCACACUAAUUAUGAUCAACCCAUUAUUAAUGCUGAUAAUCAGCAGGUUCUUCCCAAAAUUUGCGCCAAUGCCUCCUCUCGUACUGAUAAUUCAAGCACUCCGACUACACCGACAGAAAAUUCCUCAGUGGAUGUAUGCGUAGGGUCAUCAGAACCUAAUAAAGACAAUGAUCCAACAAUGAGUUUCAUAUGGUCAGAUGCAUUUCUUGAUGACUCAUCUUGGAACUUCCCAGCCACGAGAGACGAUUAUAGUGAAUUUGGGGUAUCUAAUUCUUCAUCAGAGGACAGUGACUCUACAUGGUUUUUAGACUGUAAGGAUCUUGGAGAUGAAUUCUUUGGGCUUAGUUGCUUCAGUGACAUGGACUUGAGUAUCCUAGACAUGGGUGGCAAGCAUUAAAAUGCACUGCCUCGUAGAGUGAUAACAAGGUAUAUCUAAGUAACAAGGAUGGAAGCACAAGGAUUACAUAUUGAAGGCUCAAGCUUCCUGAAUUUUAGUUUCUAUAUAGUCUUGCACUUAGUUUUUUCUUUUUUUCAUCCCACCAUUCAAAUCUUCGAAAAGAACAAGGGAAAGGAAGAUAUUGAAAAUGUUUAAUAAUGAUUUUCCUUUCCUUUAUCCAAUUAAUUCCAAUAAGAGUUUCAAGACCCUUAUAACAUUAGAAAACUCCCGAAACUUCAGUUACCUAGUUCCUUCUGAGGAAGGUUGAUGGAUUGGCGCUGUGUCAUGUAACCCAAUAUUACACUAACAUACUUGUGGCUACAGCUUUUACCAUGAAUGGUUGUAUUUUAAGACAACAUUAUGUGUACUAAAUCUAGCAUGUAAUAGCUGACUGAUUGGAGCCAGAAACUUCAUGGCUGCCACUUGUAAUUGCAUAUGAUAAAAGAGAUAUAUGGGAGGUUGAAGAAGAA